Messenger RNA from Lotus japonicus, 1357 nucleotides. RefSeq names its product WAT1-related protein At1g68170-like. Gene Ontology annotation, molecular function: transmembrane transporter activity. Bases 50 to 1192 code for a protein of 380 amino acids. The record is from RefSeq and is a predicted model, not a curated record. The transcript is spliced from 7 exons. Gene Ontology annotation, cellular component: plasma membrane. Lineage: Eukaryota; Viridiplantae; Streptophyta; Magnoliopsida; Fabales; Fabaceae.
UCUUUAUUUUAUUUGAUAGAAAAACUCCAUUGUAGUUAUAGCUAGCACCAUGAACGGUGUGUGCAAUUUAAUGCAAGGGCUGAAACCAGCGUUACUAAUGGUGUUUACGCAGAUUGCAUAUGCUGCGGCGAAUAUCGUCUACAAGCUCGCCAUAAAUGAUGGAAUGAGCAUGAGAGUUGCAACUGCUUAUCGCCUCAUUUUCGCAUCGGCUUUCACAGUUCCACUUGCUCUUAUCCUUGAUAGGAAGAAGAGGCAAAAAAUUACUUGGAGGGUGAUUUUUAUGGCAUUUCUCUGUGGAUUGUUUGGUGGAAGUUUAUUUCUAAACCUUUACGCCGUUGGUUUGGCUUUGACCUCUGCAACGUUUAUGUUGGCGGUGUUAAACCUUGUUCCAGGCGUUACAUUCAUCAUGGCCACUUCUUUUGGAUUGGAAAAACUGAAUUUUGGAGCAGCAGAAGGGAAGGCCAAGGUGAUAGGAACAGUUGUUGGAAUUAGUGGUGCAAUGUUGAUUACCUUUCUCAAAGGGUUUGAAAUUAAUAUUUUAUCUUCCAAAAUUGACCUUAUGCAUCCACAUCAUGACCAAAGUGGGCAUAUGAUGCGGCCUCAUGUAGAUUUUAGUAAUAAACUAUUAGGGGUUCCAUGCGCCUUAGCAAGUUGCUGCUCUUUCUCUUUGUGGUUAAUCAUUCAGGCUAAGAUGAACCAAGAAUAUCCAAGCUAUCACUCAAGCUCAGCUUUGAUGUCAACAAUGGGAGCAAUACAAUCUACUAUUAUUGCUCUUUGUGUUGAUAGAGAUUGGAGCCAAUGGAAGUUAGGUUACAAUAUCAGGCUGCUAACCGUGGCUUAUUCGGGAAUUGUGGCUUCUGGUAUGGUGGUUAUUGUAAUUUCGUGGUGCGUGAAGAUGAGAGGUCCUCUAUUUGCAUCCAUCUUUAAUCCUCUACAACUUUUGCUUGUGGCAAUCGCUGCUUAUUUAUUAUUGGAUGAGAAAUUAUAUUUAGGAAGUGUGGUUGGAGCAGUACUGAUCGUGUGUGGCUUAUAUGGUGUGCUAUGGGGUAAGAGCAGAGAAAUGAAAAAGAAGACUCAACUAGUGCCAUUAGAUCAAAACACCACGGAGCCCGAAGUCAUUGAAGUUACUGUUAUGUCCACGCCUGAAAAUUGUGACAAAUGUGUCCAGAGCUACCAAAGUCAAACUAGUUAGUGAUAAAUUUGUGGGUAAUUUGAUUGUAGUUGAUUCGUGAUUUUGGGUUUUAGCUAGUAAGAGUGUAGUAACUGUAACUUCUACAUUGACAUUUUAUAGUAUUUCAUUAUUAUUUUACUACAUUAUAAAAAAUGAAAAACAAUGCGAUCGACCCAUUGUUUCUUA